AAUACCGAACCAGCCCUCAGAGGACAGAGCAACUCUAAUAAUGACACACAUCGAAGUUGACGCACAAGCACCGCCGGCCACGGCGGAAACGAAGACAACUCCGACAUUAUAGAAGACAGUUUUGAUGUCAUAUUUACUACCGUUGCAAUGGCCUCACUCUCACAGCGAAGAGCUCCCGCUUUCCACGGAAGAAUUUCAAUCUUGAAGAGAAGAUGAUAAGCUUUUGUCGACUAGUAACAGCUACAGUGAUAUAUUACGGAAAGUGGCAAUGGUGAAAUUAUUAAUUUCAGGGCCAAAUGCUGAAUUUAUAAUAGACAAAGUUUGUAUUUAUGGGGAGACUGAAGUUGAAAGGAAUUCGAAACAAACAGACAAUAUUAUGGGUUUCCCCUCUUCAAGCUGCUCAUCUACGUAUUUUGUUUUUAUUGUUAUUGUUUCCAAAUUAAAAGUUCAUGGAUCGACUUCCUAAUUUUCCUCCAAAAGGCAUCCUCCAGUCGGAAGAGCUUAAAGAGAAUUUGCAUGUUUUUUGUUGUCAGUACAUCUUUAAAACUAGUGUAUAUCCUAGAGAGCAUGAGGAACUCAAACAUAUACGAGAAGCUACUAUCAACAAGUAUGGACUCAGGAGUAUAGCAUCUGUGCCGGUUGAUGAAGGGCUAUUUCUGACAAUGCUUAUGAAGAUAAUGAAUCCAAAGAAAACAUUGGAGAUUGGUGUUUUUACUGGCUAUUCUCUCUUAGCAACCGCACUUGGGUUGGCUGAUGAUGCCCAGGUAACAGCAAUUGAUACAGAUAAAGAGGCUUAUGAAGUUGGAUUACCAUUCAUUCAAAAGGCAGGUGUAGAUCACAAAAUCAAUUUCAUCAACUCAGAUGCUGAAUCCGUUCUAACGAAAAUGUUGGACAAUAAUGAAGGUUUGGAAGAAAUUGAUUUUGCAUUUGUGGAUGCUGAGAAACACAAGUACAAGGAAUACCAUGAGCCAUUGCUGAAACUGGUCAAGGCUGGAGGAAUAAUUGCAUAUGAUAAUACCUUAUUUUUCGGACUUGUUGCUCAACAAGAAGACACUGUCCAAGAGAAUCUCAGGAUAGCAACAAAUGGUAUAUUGGAACUCAAUGAAUUUUUGGCUAACGAUUCUCGCAUCGAGAUUUCACAAAUUUCUAUCGGAGAUGGUCUCACCUUAUGCAGGCGUCUUUAAUGCAAUUUAAUCACCUCUUAAUUAUUUGUAUUCUCAUGUAUGAUCAUUACCAGACUUGUUUUAGCUGUGGUGUUUGUUUUUCCAUUUUUAAUGGAAGAAGAGCUAUGUCUAAUAAAAAAUUAGCCAAACCCAUAUAAAGGUCCUUGUAUUUUACACUUUUUUUUCUGUAGGUCCUUAUACUUCAUUUUUGUAUUAUCUGGUCCCUCUAUUUAUCUAUUUUUGAUUUUCAGGUCUUUUGUGAGUUUUUUCCAGUCCCUCUACUUACAAUUUUUGUUUCCUCCAGUCCCUCUACUUACAAUUUUUGUUUCCUCCAGCCACACAAAAAGACCAAAAAAAACUCAUAAAGGACUUGAAAAUCAAAAAUAGAUAAGUAGAGGGACCAAAUAAUAGAAAAAUGAAGUAUAAGGACCUACGGAAAAAAAAGUGUAAAGUACAGGGACCUCUAUAUGGGUUAAGCCUAAAAAAUUCUAUAAAAUGAUAAAGACAUAUCCAUAAUUCAAUAAUACAUCUGAUAGUUAAUUUUUUUUUC
Messenger RNA from Mercurialis annua (annual mercury), 1713 nucleotides. Its product is annotated as caffeoyl-CoA O-methyltransferase-like. The transcript has 7 exons. The coding region runs from base 450 to 1184 and encodes 244 amino acids. Lineage: Eukaryota; Viridiplantae; Streptophyta; Magnoliopsida; Malpighiales; Euphorbiaceae. The record is from RefSeq and is a predicted model, not a curated record. Gene Ontology annotation, molecular function: S-adenosylmethionine-dependent methyltransferase activity; O-methyltransferase activity.